GACUCGGGUUGCAGAGAGAACUAGAACUGGGCUCGCCCUAGGGGAAGGCUGUGCGGCCAAUCCGUCCCCUCCCCACACCUACUCUGAGGGGGUGGGUGAUAGAGGAGAGGUUGGGGUUGGAGCAGCGGUGAGGGGGCCCCUCCCUGGCACCUCCCUCCACCAGACUUGGUCGCGCCCGAAGUGUAACACUUUCUCUUUGUCGGAGGAGCUCUUCUGUUUCCUGUGCAGCAGCUCCCGUUGCGGAGGCACCCGAAGCAGCCCUGGCGGACCAAGGAGCGAUGGCAGCGGCCGAUAUAGCUCGCCAGGUGGGCGAAGAUUGUCGAACUGUCCCCCUGGCUGGACAUGUGGGGUUCGACAGCUUGCCUGACCAGCUGGUGAAUAAGUCAGUCAGCCAGGGCUUCUGCUUCAACAUCCUGUGCGUGGGGGAGACAGGUUUGGGCAAGUCCACGCUCAUGGAUACCCUGUUUAACACCAAGUUUGAAGGGGAGCCAGCGACACACACACAGCCAGGUGUUCAGCUCCGGUCCAAUACCUACGACCUCCAGGAGAGCAACGUGGGGUUGAAACUCACAAUUGUGAGCACUGUAGGCUUUGGGGACCAGAUCAACAAGGAGGACAGCUACAAGCCCAUCGUGGAAUUCAUUGAUGCUCAGUUUGAGGCCUACCUACAAGAGGAACUGAAGAUCCGGAGAGUGCUGCACUCCUACCAUGACUCCCGAAUCCACGUCUGCUUGUAUUUCAUUGCCCCGACAGGACAUUCGCUUAAGUCUCUGGACCUAGUAACCAUGAAGAAGCUGGAUAGUAAGGUGAACAUCAUUCCCAUCAUUGCCAAAUCAGAUGCCAUUUCUAAGAGUGAGCUGGCAAAAUUCAAGAUCAAAAUCACCAGUGAACUUGUGAGCAAUGGAGUCCAGAUCUAUCAGUUCCCCACAGACGAUGAGUCGGUGGCUGAGAUCAAUGGAACCAUGAAUGCCCACCUGCCGUUUGCUGUUGUUGGCAGCGCAGAAGAAGUGAAGAUAGGGAACAAGAUGCUGCGGGCUCGGCAGUAUCCUUGGGGGACUGUGCAGGGUGAGUCUCCUGCAGAUGGGCUGCACUCAGAGAGCCCCUCCUCUGUUUUACAGGAGACAUACGAGGCGAAGAGAAAUGAGUUCCUAGGGGAGCUCCAGAAGAAAGAAGAGGAGAUGAGGCAGAUGUUUGUCCAGAGAGUCAAAGAGAAAGAAGCAGAGCUCAAGGAGGCUGAAAAAGAGCUGCAUGAGAAAUUUGACCGUCUGAAGAAGCUGCAUCAGGAAGAGAAAAAGAAGCUGGAGGAUAAGAAGAAAUGUCUGGAUGAGGAAAUGAACGCCUUCAAGCAGAGAAAGGCGGCGGCUGAGCUGCUCCAGUCUCAGGGCUCGCAGGCUGGGGGCUCACAGACUCUGAAAAGGGACAAAGAGAAGAAGAAUAACCCAUGGCUGUGUACUGAAUAGUAUGCCCCGCUACAGCUGGACUGGACUCCACUUAGCCUUUUAAUCGAAGGUUCUUAUUUUAACUGACAACUUUUUUU
Messenger RNA from Mus pahari (shrew mouse), 1537 nucleotides. RefSeq names its product septin 6 (gene Septin6). The transcript has 9 exons. Lineage: Eukaryota; Metazoa; Chordata; Mammalia; Rodentia; Muridae. Gene Ontology annotation, cellular component: septin complex; cell division site; septin ring. The record is from RefSeq and is a predicted model, not a curated record. Gene Ontology annotation, biological process: cytoskeleton-dependent cytokinesis; cilium assembly. Gene Ontology annotation, molecular function: GTP binding; molecular adaptor activity; GTPase activity. The coding region runs from base 279 to 1460 and encodes 393 amino acids.